This is a messenger RNA of Penicillium salamii, 858 nucleotides long. The record is from the annotation of a GenBank genome assembly. Lineage: Eukaryota; Fungi; Ascomycota; Eurotiomycetes; Eurotiales; Aspergillaceae.
AUGCAAUCAGGCCUUCCUCACUUAGACAUCAACCUCGGCCCAUCUCCAUUUACUCCAUUCCCCGCCGACUUUAUAGGCCUUCCCAUUCCAGACGACGAACAACUCUGGGGCCUAAGCCCCGUCUCUCCAAUGGCCGAGUUUGCCCAUUCUGCCUUAGAGCGCGAUCUUAAAAACGCCCAAGUCCGCAAUGGUCAGCCCACCCCACCACCCUACGACGAUGGCCGCGACCUAGAUUCCGCCAGCAAGCGACGUCGCGCCCGCGAAUUUAAAAUGGCCGCUGCCUCGCUGAGUCCUGAUCUCGACGAUGGUCCACCCGAUCGUGCGAAACGCGCCAAGUUCCUCGAGCGCAAUCGUCUAGCUGCAUCCAAGUGUCGCCAGAAGAAGAAGGAACAUACCCAGCAGCUGGAAUUCAGUUUCAAAGAACAGUCCGAGAAGAAAGAUAAUCUGAUGACGGAGAUUGCAAAGUUGCGCUCUGAGAUCCUGGCGCUGAAGAACGAGGUCUUGAAACAUGCUCAGUGUGGUGAUGAGCCGAUCAAAGUCCAUUUGGCUCAGAUGGUCAAGAAGAUCACUGAUGUCGAUAUCCCCGGCUGUUCUGAUGACUCGAAGCUAGAUCGCCAGCCGACUUCGCUGGAGCCUACACCAGCCCCAGCUGUGGCGGUCCCAGUGUCGACUUCGGCUCCGGCGCAGGCACUCUCGUUCGGUUUCGAUGAUCCCAUGCAGCUUGAGCCGGCGGCUGCUGCUGCCGCAGAGGCAUUUGAACAGCGGAUGCAAAGAGAUCCAGAGACUUCACUUAUUUCCGAGGGGUCAUAUUCGUUUUCGUCGGAGGAUCCGACUUUUGAUGACUUGAUCAAUGUGUGA